UAUUCUCCUUACUGCAUGUUGCAGCGUGAUUAGCAACCGACCCUACUCGAUAAUUUUUGUGCAAUUUUUCUUAAUUUGUACCCAAAAAUCAAAAUCAAAAUGCCACCAAAAAAGAAGAAAGGAAAGGGGAAAAAGAAAGGGAAAGGCAAGAAGAAAGAUGAUGCUACUUUGAUGUUAGAAGAUAAAUAUAAAAGAACAGUUGAUGAAAUACAGGCUCUAAAAGAUCAUUUAGCAAUACGAAAGGAGUUUACAAGGCGAUCAGUUGUUUAUAAAGAUGAAAUGCGUCAAAGAAUGCUGGGAGCUGAAGAUGAUCUGGAAGACCAUAAAAAGGAUCAAAAGGACAUUAGUGCUGAUAUGACUAGACAGUACAAGACUAUGCAAACGGAAAUGGGAUUAAGGAUUCACCAGUUGGAAACUGAAUUAGCCAGAACACGUACUAAACUUACUGAUACAGAACUUCAGCUAAAAAAGACAAAGGAAGAGAAAGACAAGAAAAUACAAGAUAGAGAAUUAACUAUCAGUGAAUUAAAACUAAAGAUGAACAGUAUGGAGAAGGAUUAUGAAGCAUGCUUACGACAAGCAUUCGAUCUCCUAGUAGACAAAGUAGAAUCAUCCAAAAAACUGUGGGAAGAAAAAUCUACAACAAUACAAGCUAAAAAUAAACAAGUGCUUCUAGAAUUUGGUCUUAAUCCUUUAGAAAUAUAAUCUACAUUUGUAUGUAAAGAACAAAUUAGUGAUGAGUGUUGUGCAGGUAGCAGUGUAUUAUUAUCUUGGUAGUAUGGAAUCAACUUGAUACUACUUCUAUAAUGUCUAACAUUUGAGAGAAUUCCCGGAUUCUUCUGUUUCUAAUUAUAACUGUACUGGAAAUAUCUCUUUAAGAGUCUGUUAGACUUACAUUAUUAGAUGUCUAUGACAUUUGAGACAAUUCCUGGAUUCUUCUGUUUCUAAUUAUAACUGUACUGGAAAGAUCUCUUUAAUUAAGGGAGUCUGUUAGACUUACAUAUUAUUAAAUGUCUAACAUUUGAGAGAAUUCCUGGACUGAUCACUUGGUUGAUCCACUGUGUAAUAUAACUGCUCUGGAAAUAUCUCUUUAAGAUCAUGUUAGACUUAUGUUUUGUUUAGCAAUCUUUAGGUAUUUUAUAAAUAAAAUAUAUGUUUAUUGUUUAGAGAAAAGAAUUGUGAUAUAUAUUGUAAAUAAUGAUUAUUAUGAUAUUUCCUCUUAAUAUAUGUAAUAUUGAUAAUGUUAUUUAUUAAAAACAUUUUUUAUACUAGA
Messenger RNA from Patella vulgata (common limpet), 1273 nucleotides. Its product is annotated as coiled-coil domain-containing protein 153. NCBI's taxonomy places the organism in Eukaryota, Metazoa, Mollusca, Gastropoda, Patellidae. The transcript is spliced from 6 exons. The record is from RefSeq and is a predicted model, not a curated record. Bases 100 to 705 code for a protein of 201 amino acids.